AUGGGCAAGGAGAAGCUUCACAUCAAUAUUGUGGUGAUCGGCCACGUGGACUCUGGCAAGUCCACCACCACUGGCCACCUGAUCUACAAGUGUGGUGGCAUUGACAAGAGGACCAUCGAGAAGUUUGAGAAGGAGGCUGCUGAGGUGAGUAGGAGUUCGUACUGUACUUUGAUAGUUUGUUCUUCUGUUAGCUGACGUGUUAUAAAAAGGGUUUGUAGACUGCUGUUAUAGUGUAUUAUGCAAUCAUCUUUAUAGGCUACUUAAAGAUAGACAAGAUAUAACAAUAUGUGUCAAAAAUGCGACAAUCCUUCGUCUUGGCAGUAGAAUUUAAUACCAUGUUACUCCUCAGUAACAUGUUUAUAACCAGUGAUGUGUGAUUUUCUCAGAUGGGGAAGGGCUCCUUUAAGUAUGCCUGGGUGCUGGACAAGCUGAAGGCAGAGAGGGAGCGUGGCAUCACCAUUGACAUCUCACUGUGGAAGUUUGAGACCAGCAAGUACUACGUCACCAUUAUCGAUGCUCCCGGACACAGGGACUUCAUCAAGAAUAUGAUCACUGGAACCUCCCAGGUCUGAACCACAAUGACACAGUCCUUCCUUACACACAGACACCUGCCAGGUUUUCACUCAAGUGACUGGAAGUCUAUUAUUAAACUUGCAAUUUUGGCUCUCAAGGUUAGCUUAUAGCUGUACUAUAACCCCAGACAACUUCAGGAGUCGUAAAGUGCCAUCUUAGUUGCAUAUGAGUUUUGAAAACCUAUUGUAUGUAUUAUUCCCAUGUUCUGGUGUUUACAGGCGGACUGUGCUGUGCUGAUCGUGGCGGCCGGUGUGGGUGAAUUCGAGGCGGGCAUCUCAAAGAACGGGCAGACCCGCGAGCACGCCCUCCUGGCUUACACCCUGGGGGUCAAGCAGCUGAUCGUGGGCAUCAACAAGAUGGACUCCACUGAGCCCAACUACAGCCAGAAGCGCUAUGAGGAGAUUGUGAAGGAAGUCAGCACCUACAUCAAGAAGAUUGGCUACAGCCCGGAUACGGUAGCCUUUGUUCCUAUCUCUGGCUGGAAUGGAGACAACAUGCUAGAGGCCAGUCCUAACGUACGUAAGCACGAAACUAAAGUGCAUUUCUUAUUAUUUCUGGUCGAUAUUCUAGGAUAGCGUUGCAGCCACAGUGAGCCAUCUAUGAGUAUAUGCAAUAUAAUCUGCUCUCCACUUUAAUUUGAAGGAAGUAAGUCAAUGAAAAAUGUCUAGCACAGCACACUUAAUAACUUUGCUUUGGACCUACUGCUCACUCCUGUCUUCUGCAUGCUCAGAUGACCUGGUUUAAGGGAUGGAAGGUCACCAGGAAGGAUGGCAGUUCGUCCGGGACCACCUUGCUCGAAGCUCUGGAUGCCAUCCAGCCCCCGUCCCGCCCCACCGACAAGCCCCUCCGCCUGCCCCUGCAGGACGUCUACAAGAUUGGAGGUGAGCAUCGCACCCACCCAAGAGGCUGUCCAACCAUAAUGAUGAUACAUCCCUCCCCUCACUUUUGUAUCCUCUCUCCCUCAGGUAUUGGCACAGUGCCCGUGGGGCGUGUGGAGACGGGCAUGAUCAAGCCAGGCAUGGUGGUGACCUUUGCCCCUGUUAAUGUGACAACCGAGGUGAAGUCUGUGGAGAUGCACCACGAGGCCCUGACCGAAGCAAUGCCCGGAGACAACGUGGGCUUCAACGUCAAGAACGUGUCCGUCAAAGACAUUCGCCGUGGCAACGUGGCUGGAGACAGCAAGAACGACCCUCCAAUGGAGGCAGCCGUCUUCACUGCUCAGGUGGGCAGGGCCAGACACACACACACACACACACACACACACACACACACACACACACACACACACACACACACACACAACUACUGUAGAGGUGUAAAAACCAAAGAACCACAAGUCAUACAACUACAAAUAAUUAGUAUGUUUAACUAUGAUACAUGGUAGUGAUCACAUGGAUAAAAGUAUUUGUGGUGAUGAUACAGCUUAGUAGUUACUAUUAAUAUAUCAGCACUGUUUCACACUGCUCUUCUCUCUCUCUGUGAUGAGUUGUGGGGAACUAUUUUUGUCAGCAAAGGGGCCAACAUUGAAUGUCAUGGUUAGCACAUCAGUGCUGAUACAGGUGUUGACAGAACAACCAUGUUGACUGUGUUUGAUGUUCCCUCCUUUAGGUGAUCAUCCUGAACCACCCAGGUCAGAUCAGUGCUGGCUAUGCCCCGGUGCUGGACUGCCACACCGCCCACAUCGCCUGCAAGUUUGCUGAGCUCAAGGAGAAGAUUGACCGUCGCUCAGGCAAGAAGCUGGAGGACAACCCCAAGGCCCUGAAGUCUGGGGACGCCGCCAUCGUGGAUAUGGUCCCGGGGAAGCCCAUGUGUGUGGAGAGCUUCUCAGAGUACCCGCCACUGGGUGAGUAUUGUUGGGUAGUAGUUCUCUUGGGUCUGGUUGGAAUUCUUUGAAAAUUAUUUCACUCUCCCUUGAAGUUACCAUUGAUCUCACAUUCUCUCUCUCUCUCUCUCUCUCUCUCUCUCUCUCUCUCUCUCUCUUCUCUCUCUCUCUCUCUCUCUCUCUCUUCUCUAUCCUCUCUCUCUCUCUCUCUCUCUCUCUCUCUCUCUCUCUCUCUCAAGGUCGUUUUGCAGUGCGUGACAUGCGCCAGACUGUGGCAGUCGGGGUGAUCAAGGGUGUGGAGAAGAAAGCUCCCUCCACUGGCAAGGUCACCAAGUCCGCCCAGAAGGCCCAGAAGACCAAAUGA
Molecule: messenger RNA, 2759 nt
Organism: Coregonus sp. 'balchen'
Lineage: Eukaryota; Metazoa; Chordata; Actinopteri; Salmoniformes; Salmonidae
Source: the annotation of a GenBank genome assembly